Molecule: messenger RNA, 199 nt
Organism: Racocetra persica
Lineage: Eukaryota; Fungi; Glomeromycota; Glomeromycetes; Diversisporales; Gigasporaceae
Source: the annotation of a GenBank genome assembly
AAAACCUACAAGUGGAGGACAAAAAAAAGUUUAUCGGCCCCAAAACUUGCGAAAAUUAACCGAGAAAAUUGGCAAACAAGUUAAUGAAAAAGAGCAAUUAGUUCGGGAAAAAAGGGACUUGGAAAAAUUAAGAAAAAGAGUAGCCACUAAACUAGCUGAGGGGAAAAGUGAAGAUGAAAAGGGCCGAGACUUGCUAGAA